CAAAAACCAGGCCCCUUUCCCAUCCCUAUAAGUCCUCUGUCAUUCAUCUUCCAAAAUUAGGGUUUUACGAAGGGGUAAAGUAUGGCGAAGAAGAGGAAAUCCGAGGCUACGCGGUUGGAUGAGGUGGAUCGAACUCUUCACUCAACUUUUUGCAGCGCCGCUAACUCUUUAUCGCAACUCUACACUCAGGCCAUGCACCACCAGCGGAUUUCCUCUCAGGCUGGCGAGCGCCACGCGCUUGAGAAACUUUAUAAUUGGAUUUUAAGACAGCAAGAAGAUGGAGCAAAAGUGACCACUGCUGAUAUAGUUGCUUAUGUACAGAAUGAGCUCGACUAUGGAGCUGAGGAAACCCCACCGUCCCCCAGGUCGUCAUUCCAAGAGCAACAGCCACAAAUUACCAUGCAUUUACCAAAUGGAGGGUUUCCCGUUAAUCCUAACCCCUUUUGUCCAGCAAGUGCUCCCCAGGGACUCCGUUCUGGCCACUCUGAUCACCAACCAAAGAGCUCCGUCUUUUCAAAUGCUCUGUCCAGUCCUAUUCGUGGGAGCCUCCAACACUAUCAUUUGGCGCAGGGAAGUUAUCCCCCAAACAACGCCAUGCCAUCUGCAUGUGGCAUGCAAAAUAAUGAUACCGGUUAUCUCCAAAGCCGGGAUGCCAAUCCUCCAAACUCCUCCGACACUUUGAUGGACAUGCAUUCUGAUACUCCUGACCAUGAAUUUCCCUACUAAAGGUUUAGGUUAUUUUCUGAUGCUUCAAGGUGUUCUGCACUUUCCCGCUAAGAAUGCACAUAGUAUACACACUCGUCUCCCCAGCAAAGAUGAAAGGUGUUGGCAAAGUGUGUGACUAGCUGUCAGUAUGCUGCUAAUUUAUACAUGCUGGUAAAAUUAUGUAAUGUUAGUGAUUGGUAUAUGUUGUUGCAGGUUGCAUUUUCUUCCUGUCUUGAUAUUUAUCUUUUGCUUUUGUUUUACAAUUCUGGUUGCAAUAUUUUUGUGAUUUUUUUUAGUUAAAAUCUUGUUUCUGUUUUGUCUUUGGUUGGUGUGUACAUUAUUAUUGUUAAUAAUUUAACCUUACAUCAUUGAUCC
This is a messenger RNA of Ipomoea triloba (trilobed morning glory), 1080 nucleotides long. RefSeq lists its product as uncharacterized. NCBI's taxonomy places the organism in Eukaryota, Viridiplantae, Streptophyta, Magnoliopsida, Solanales, Convolvulaceae. Bases 82 to 726 code for a protein of 214 amino acids. The record is from RefSeq and is a predicted model, not a curated record. The transcript has 3 exons.